Molecule: messenger RNA, 993 nt
Organism: Penicillium manginii
Lineage: Eukaryota; Fungi; Ascomycota; Eurotiomycetes; Eurotiales; Aspergillaceae
Exons: 2
Coding region: 1-993 (330 amino acids)
Source: RefSeq, a predicted model, not a curated record
AUGCAGCAUACAGAGCAUCUUGGGCUAGGAGAGUAUAUGGAACGGCUUCAGGCAGAUGGUGGAUAUCUAGAUGUCUUGAGUGCCGCGACAAUGGCUAAACGUGAGGACAACCUAGCGGGACAGACCAGCGCAGACCGAAAACGGGAGAUCUAUACUGGGAUCAAUUUAGCCAUGCCUGACGCUGGUCCAGUGCACCUCUGCCUUGCUGCCGACCAUGAGCCAGAACGCCCGACCGCGGUAACAUUUGAUAUCGAUAGUAUCGUAGGAUUUGCGUACAGCCUAGCAGUGGCUAAACUUGGAGUGCGGUGGAACUCAACUCAGAUGCCUGUGUCUGAUCUUCACUUAAGUCUACAUCUUGACCCCCUUCCGCUUCAAUAUGUUGAUAGUGACGGCCGCCCUCACCACGUCCGGCGGCCAGUGCAUAAGAUCCCACAUUAUACCUUUGGGCGGUUGGUCGGUUUUGAGGAUAUAUCUCUUUACUUCCUGUUUCCACGACUGUAUCGCGAGGACCAGCAGUCCAGCCGUCUCCGGGAUGAAGACUUUCGUAUUUGGAUGGACCAGGUUCUUCUGCCGGCACUCUACCGGCACUAUGACGGCUCCCUUGUCCACGAGUGGACCCAGUCGCUCGGCAGCAGCUUCUAUUCUAUUUUUCUCCCACCAAAUACACUCGCGCUUGUGUGGGCAAGUAUUCUAGAGACCAUCGAGAAUACUGGACUUCAGCAAUUCUCGGGCGUGACUAUCCUCGUCCAAGGCAAAAACUUGAAGACGUUGACCAAAGCCAACACGUGGGAUGGUAUGAUGCAGGAGUUUGCCCAGCAUUGGGGUAACACGAUCGAUGACUCUCAUCUCUCCGAUCAAUUCUACGUCGACAUCGGGAAAGAGACGUGUCCUACUGGGCCCUCACGGGUUGGUGGUGUGGGACUUCACGCAUCGAGGUACCGUUCGGACACAGAGCCCCGUAUAAACCUACUAGUGCCACAGACCAUCCUCUAA